Molecule: messenger RNA, 1560 nt
Organism: Aureobasidium subglaciale EXF-2481
Lineage: Eukaryota; Fungi; Ascomycota; Dothideomycetes; Dothideales; Saccotheciaceae
Exons: 1
Coding region: 1-1560 (519 amino acids)
Source: RefSeq, a predicted model, not a curated record
AUGAGCAACAUCCUCGACUGCCUUGCGGCGGCCCCCGCAUUGAUGCCGAUGCCCAUGGCUCUGUCUCGAGACACCGAAGCUGAAGAGGCCAAGACCGAUGAUAGCUUGUCGCAACCGCCCAACCCUGCCCAUCAAUCGCCGGGCUCACGUCCUCCAGAAGGUCGCCAUGCUGCUCGCCGGAGAAGUCUCGAGGUUGUGGCCGAGGCCCAAGGCGACGUGGACAACUUCGUGCGAGAACUCGACCAGAAGCGACGCCAGCUGGACGACCAGAUCCACAAGUUCAUUGCGCAGAAAGAGAGGGAAUUCAGGCUAUACGAACGCGAAUUGCGCACGCGCUAUCGCACGCCCGUCACGACCUCCUCCCAGACGUCUGGACGUGCCUCGCCCACCACUGCUGCUGACACGCCUGCAGAUGCUGCUUCCACAAAGCGAGAUACGGGAAGCACAAGUGACAAGGGCCACGAGCGCGAGAGCGAGCUUCUAGGCCUCUUUACCCCUGCGUACCUCCCCUUGCUGGAAAGCAGACCUGCAGGCCCCGAGCGAUCUCCUUCGGCUCCGACCUUGAGUGAUCCUGCCGAAGCUACAGCCAUUGGCCCUGAUCGACAGACUCUUCAGCGCGCCAACACCGAUCCUGCUGGUGACAACAAAUCUCACACGUCCAGGCUGGGCCUGGGUCCCCGGACUCCGUCGUCAGGCUCAGAUCCAGGGAGAGGUCUUAUAUCCGCUCUGAAGUCACCCUCGGCUGGUCCAAGACUCUCCAACAAGAAGCGUGUGUCGCUCAUCGUGGGCGAUGAAGUCGUUGCUCCGAGCGACAAUGUCUUUUUUAGUGCACAUAAGGAACCCGAACAGCAUCCGGAUCUUGAACUUGGCGCCCAACACAUUGACGCCCAGGCACCUGCACAAGUCGUGCGUGCAGAGGCACGCGAAGAAACAGCCCCAGAGCCGCCAUCGUCAAACACGUCCGCUCCAGAAGUUCCACAACCAUCUCCAGCCGGCCUUCAACCUGGAGGCUUGAGCCUUGGUUUCGCAUCAGCGGCUCGUAGUCCUACCAUCUUCAAAGAACCUUUGCAGACAAACACAAGUCCCGCAGGUGAUCUCGAACUGACCUCGCCAUUCUCCAUGGAUGAAGAAUUCGACGAUACUGGUUCUUCGGAUAUGUACACCAUGCAGAUAGAAGACAUCGAUGCAGAUGUAGACUCAGGUCUAGAUUCGGAGUCAACCCUGCGCGCAGCAAGUCCGGCUAGCCUUGGAGAUGAAGAUGUUUCCCCGGCCGGUCACUCACCCAUCCCCGACCUCCCUAUUGCAAGUCUGGGCACUUCGUCCUCAUCUUCUGCCCAGCCAAUCUCGCCCGGCUUUUCUCGACCUUCUGUGCGCGACGAUCCUCAAUUAGAUCUUAGCAGCCCGAUGCCAGAAGAAAUGCCAGCUCAAGGGUCAUUGUACGGAUCGUUUUCACGUCCGAGUUAUAGCAAGCAGCAGACUAGUGGCAGCUUAGGAGAAUCCUUCAUGCAGAGGAAUGCCGAGAAAUUAAUGCGACGCAGACAAUCGAAUCAGCGACCCUAA